AGUGCCCAUCCGCCCACUCCCACUCCCACUCCCACUACCCCAUCCCCUCCAGUGCGGCGCCACCUUCCUUCCGCAGUUCCGCUCCCCGUCUCCUCUCUUAUGGUGCCCCGCCGCGUGCCGCGCCACCACUAGCGCGCUGCCCCUUCCCCGUCCGUCCAUGGCCGCCGCGUCGUUCGCCCGCGCCUUGCCUCUCCUCGUCCUCUUUCUCCUCCUGGCCGGUGCGGCGCGGGGCAAGACGGUGAAGAGAGACGUGAAAGCAUUGAAUGAGAUAAAAUCUUCACUGGGCUGGAGAGUUGUAUACUCAUGGGUUGGUGAUGACCCUUGCGGGCAUGGUGAUCUACCACCCUGGUCUGGUGUGACAUGCUCACAGCAAGGGGAUUACAGAGUUGUGACUGAACUGGAAGUCUAUGCUGUAUCUAUAGUUGGUCCUUUCCCAACAGCAGUAACUAACCUGUUGGAUCUGAGAAGAUUGGAUCUUCACAAUAACAAGUUGACAGGGCCAAUUCCUCCGCAGAUUGGACGGUUAAAACAUCUCCGGAUAUUGAACCUGAGGUGGAAUAAGCUUCAAGAUGUGCUUCCUCCUGAAAUUGGUGAACUGAAGAAACUGACACACUUGUACUUGAGCUUCAACAAUUUUAAAGGCGAGAUUCCAGUGGAGCUUGCAAACCUGCCAGAACUUCGUUACCUUUAUCUUCAUGAGAAUCGCUUCACGGGGCGGAUCCCUUCAGAACUGGGAACUCUAAAGAACCUACGUCACCUUGAUGUUGGGAACAACCAUUUGACAGGCACUCUCAGGGAUUUUAUUGGCAACGGGAAUGGCUUCCCCUCCUUGAGAAAUCUUUACCUUAACAAUAACGAAUUGACUGGUGUGCUGCCAGAUCAGAUUGCAAAUUUGACAAACCUCGAGAUUUUGCACUUGUCCAAUAAUAAGAUGAUUGGAUCAAUAUCGCCGAAGCUAGUUAACAUCCCGAGACUGAUCUAUUUGUACUUGGACAAUAACAACUUCAUUGGAAGGAUACCCGAAGGGUUAUACAAGCAUCCAUAUCUGAAGGAGCUAUACAUUGAAGGAAACCACUUCAGGCCAGGAACCAGACCAAAAGGAACGCACAAGGUGCUGGAACUGCCUGAUGCUGACAGUUUAGUUUAGCCACGCUCGUUUAGGGUCCUGUAGUAGACUGCUACAGACACCACAAUUACUUUUUAGCAUAUACAGUAUGUAGCUAUGUUUCUCACUGUACUGUUCAGUGACAAAUCUACAAAGUGCUAAGAAAGGGAGGAAAAAACACUGAACAGUAAAGGACACUGUCAUACUCCCAUCAUCAUUGGAUGAGUGUACAGGCUGUAUUGUUUACCGCAUCCCUCUGCGUCUUUGCUGUAUGACAGAGAUACUCUUCAGAUGUAACCCCAGCAAAUUGCAAAUUUGCAAUGCCACCUACAGCACUGGUACAACCAGCGGCCAAUGAUAUUCCUGUUACACCACUGGA
Panicum virgatum (switchgrass) is the source of this 1484-nucleotide messenger RNA. RefSeq names its product probable leucine-rich repeat receptor-like protein kinase At1g35710. Bases 158 to 1147 code for a protein of 329 amino acids. NCBI's taxonomy places the organism in Eukaryota, Viridiplantae, Streptophyta, Magnoliopsida, Poales, Poaceae. Gene Ontology annotation, molecular function: protein binding. The transcript has 11 exons. The record is from RefSeq and is a predicted model, not a curated record.